CAGGCAUUUUUGGGAGGGACGUCCCUUCGAGGCAUAUACAAACUCUGAGUGAAGCAUCCGCACUUGUCCCUCACGCCGCACCAGCAGCCAGCACAGAAUUCACCUAUUCUUUUACACAGAACAGGAAGUUGACGUGACCUGACAUCAAGAUGGCAGCAAAGGGUGUCAGCAUGGCUAACAAAGGACCAUCCUACGGCAUGAGCCGACAAGUUCAGGAUAAGAUCGACAGCAAGUAUGACCCUGAGCUGGAGCAGAUCCUGGUGGAGUGGAUCAGCCGUCAGUGUGGCUCCGGUGUGGGGAGGCCAGAAGCUGGCAAAAUGGGCUUCCAGGGCUGGCUGAAGGAUGGAUGUGUUCUGAGUGAACUUAUUAACAGUUUGUUUCCUGGAGAGAAACCGAUCAAAAAGAUCCAGAGCUCACCCAUGGCCUUCAAGCAGAUGGAGCAGAUCUCGCAGUUCCUCAAUGCUGCAGAGAAGUAUGGUGUUACCAAGACUGACAUGUUCCAGACUGUGGACCUCUGGGAAGGUAAGGACCUGGCAGCAGUGCAACGGACCCUGUCAGCUUUAGGCAGCUUGGCCGUCACCAAGGAGGAAGGCACAUACAGUGGAGACCCUAACUGGUUCUUCAAGAAAGCACAAGAGAACAAGCGAGACUUCAGUGACGAGCAGCUGAAGGCUGGGAAAAGCGUGAUUGGGUUGCAGAUGGGUUCCAAUAAGGGAGCCAGUCAAGAAGGCAUGAGCUAUGGCCGACCCCGACAGAUCCUUUAAAGUCUCUGAGAUGCAGCUAUGCAAAACGUCUUUAGCCUCCUUUCCCCCUGAAGCCUCAAAUGCCCCCUACAUCCUCCAAGAGCCAUUGGAGAACUGACUGGUCCUUUACGUCUUAACUUUCUGCUUUAGAUUUCAGGAACUUCAUACAACCUAUAAUUGUCGUCUUAACACCCUGACUUAAGUUUACUCUGGUGACCGCUGCAUGACUCAGCAUGCUUUCUCUACUAGCUGCAGUACAUGCAAUACAACUGAAUGUCUUAAAAUGCAGCAAUAACCAAAACAGAUUCUUGUGUACCGAUAGGCAAACUAUUAUUUUAGUGCCUUGUUUAACAAUUAGUUUCUGGUAAAAUGUUUAAAUUUUAUUAUAUUUCCUAAGUUUAUCAAACAUUGGUUCUAUUUGCUAAGAACUGAAGAUUUUGAAGAGACUAUUUCCAAAUUGACAAACACAACACAAAGGGUGUACAGAUGCUCUUUAUUUUACUGCUAGUAUGUAGUUUAGUAAACUGCCACUUCCUACUAUGCUACACCUGCUGUCAGUACCAACAGUUUUGUACAUUGUCUUAAUAAAUAAUGACUUUGACAUACA
Molecule: messenger RNA, 1350 nt
Organism: Girardinichthys multiradiatus
Lineage: Eukaryota; Metazoa; Chordata; Actinopteri; Cyprinodontiformes; Goodeidae
Gene: tagln
Product: transgelin
Exons: 6
Coding region: 150-764 (204 amino acids)
Molecular function (GO): protein binding
Source: RefSeq, a predicted model, not a curated record